AAAUUAGAAAGCGAUCAAGCCAAAGCCUGCACCAGAAGCGAAAGCCGUUGUGCUUAGUUGCUCGUGGAAAGAAAGACAUGGGCGUUCGAGGUCACGAGGUGAAGCAGCGGCGGCACCAGGAAGGGUGCGAGGACGACGGCGCGUCACUGGCGGCGAUGUACCUCCACGGCGACGUGCUCGAGUCGGUGGUGGCGCGAGUCCCCGCGGCCGACCUCGCCGCCACGGCGCGGGUCUCGCGGGAGUGGCUCCGCGCGGUGCGCGCCACGCUGCGCUGGCGCCCGCGGCGGCUGCCCUGGCUCGUCGUGCACCUCCAGGGCAGCGGGCGCCGAUCCACCGCGGCGUACGACCCCAACUCGGGCGCGUGGUUCACCGUGCCGGCCACGCGCCACGCCACGCCGUCGCACGUCCGCCUCCUGCGCGGCGCGCGCGGGGACCGCGUCUGCGCGAUCUCCCUCUCUGGCCUCGACGUCGCGGGCGGCCCACUCGGGACGGCCGCCUGCGUCGUCCUCAAGGCCCCCAGCGUGUGGCGCGUCGACCCUGUGUUCGCCGCGGUGGGCGACCGCGUCGUCGCGCUCGGCGGCGCGUGCCAGCUGGCUCUGGCCGAGGGCGAGGACGCCGCGGCAGUGGAGGUGCACGAGGGAGGCGGCUGGACGGCCUGCGAGCCGAUGCCCGACGCGCUCAGGGAGUCCGCGGCGGCAACGUGGCUCUCGGCGGCCGCCACCGACCAACGGGUGUACCUCGUGGAGAGAACCACCGGGUGGGCGAGCUGGUUCGACCCGGCGAACCGGAGGUGGGGCCCGAGCCAUCGCCUCGUCCCGGACGCCGCAGUCUCCACGUGGGGCGUCGCGCCAGGUCGCGCCGGCGCCGACGAGCGGCUCGUUCUGUUCGGGGCGAAGCGGGCAGACAUGGAAGCAGAGUGCAGAGUCGUCGUCCAGGCAUGGGAGGUGAAUGGCGACACUCUGGAGCCGACCCCCGCCUUGUCGAACGACGCAAUGCCGAUCGAAAUGUCGGAGAGGCUGUUCCCUUGCGAAGACGAGGACGGGGAGGAGGAGGACCUGGAUGACACGCCGCCGUCGAUCGGGGUGUGCGGCUACGCCACGGGUGGGUACGUGUACAAUGCGGCCGAGCCGGCGAACGGUGCUGUGCUCUACGAGCUGCGGGAGGGGAAGGCGGACGGGAGCGCCACCGCCGUGGCGCGGUGGGAGUGGGUGCCGUGCGCGCCCGCCCUGCGAGCCGAGCCACUGGGGCGCGCCAUCCUCGCGUGCUCGCCGGUGGGGUUGGACCAGCUAGCGCUGGGAGUUGGAUCGGCGGGCCCACGAGCAUGUACCGCCUCACACUGUAUCAGAUCAAUCCAUCGUCGGCACUUGCAAUUUGAUUGCUAAGAUUAUUUUUAGCAGUU
Phragmites australis (common reed) is the source of this 1399-nucleotide messenger RNA. RefSeq names its product F-box/kelch-repeat protein At1g23390-like. Bases 78 to 1382 code for a protein of 434 amino acids. Gene Ontology annotation, molecular function: protein binding. NCBI's taxonomy places the organism in Eukaryota, Viridiplantae, Streptophyta, Magnoliopsida, Poales, Poaceae. The transcript has a single exon. The record is from RefSeq and is a predicted model, not a curated record.